Anarrhichthys ocellatus (wolf-eel) is the source of this 2672-nucleotide messenger RNA. It is a transcript of the gene enoph1, whose product is annotated as enolase-phosphatase 1. The record is from RefSeq and is a predicted model, not a curated record. The transcript is spliced from 6 exons. NCBI's taxonomy places the organism in Eukaryota, Metazoa, Chordata, Actinopteri, Perciformes, Anarhichadidae. The coding region runs from base 963 to 1748 and encodes 261 amino acids. Gene Ontology annotation, molecular function: acireductone synthase activity; magnesium ion binding.
GCCUCGCCCCCCAUCAGGCCACAGUCUCCGGGCGCAGACAUCAUCGGGUCAUCGCUGGUUGCCUCUCCGUCCUCUUCCAUUCGCAUCAUGGUCGAAUCCUCGCUGAAUUCAUAAUCGUCCGACAUUGUUGUUUGUUUUUGUCAAUAAACUCAAAGCUAGCUUACGUCGUCUGCAGAAGCUAAGCUAGUUGGCUUGCUAAUGCUAAGCUAAUAUUUUGGUGUCAUAUAUCGGCAGUUAUAACUCUUAGAGCAAUUUAACUCGUUUGCCUAAGCUAAUUAAAUUGUAAUAUUAGUCUAAAUUUAGACAAAAUUAUGUUUCAUAAAGGUAAAAUUGACUUUCAGUUGCUACAGUUUGAUGGGUGAUUUGUGAUCGUCGCUUCUUCUUCUUCUUCUUCUUUGAGUUUAUUGGCGGAUGACAAACCAACGUUUAAGGUGCAUGCCGCCACCUACUGUACCGGAGUGUGUAACAUCAUGACUUUUUGACAGUUGUAAUUUAAACACAAUAAUAAUUUUAUUUAUAAAUAUAAAAACAAAAAAACAAAAAAAGUUAUAUUCUGGAUAUUAAACCAGUUCCUUGAGCGUCGCUUUUUUUCAUCACAGCCCAUUUCCGUUUGCUUCUUCUUCGUGUAAUUUACGACAGAAGCACGCUGAGUAGCUCCACCCCGCCGAGUAGCUGCCUGAACUGACAUGACAGCUUUUGAACAUGUGUGCUCACUCCUCUCUUUUAGUCAAGUCAGUACUGUGUGUGUGUUAGCUGCGACUGUGAUGGCAAAGCAUAGCUAGCUAGCAGCUAACAACAGCUAACCAGGUGGUAACGUUACAUCUCUUCGCGCUCGGAUAAUAAUAUAACAAUUUCGAGAACCAGCGAGGAGCGCUUACUUACUUUUAACACUGUGGUGGUGCUGCUAAUUAUAAGCUAAGCUAAGUCAGCUAACCAGCUGCAGACUCUCCUAAAAAUAAAAAAUGGCCACUGUUUCAAUUCCUGCUAGCACCAGUGCACUCUUGCUGGAUAUCGAAGGAACAACAACACCAAUCACGUUUGUAAAGGAUAUCUUAUUUCCGUACAUCAGGGAGCAUCUGGAAGAGUACUUCUCUAAUCACUGGGAGGAAGACGAGUGCAAACAAGAUGUUCAUCUGCUGAAGAAACAGAUCGAAGAGGACAUGAGACAGAACCGGUCGUGCCCGGUUCACACCGUGGACCAGACGGUCCACACGGACGAGGAGAAGGCCAUCAGGGAGGUGAUGGACAACGUAAUGUGGCAGAUGGCAGCAGACAGGAAGUCCACAGCACUCAAACAGCUCCAGGGUCACAUGUGGAGGGCGGCCUAUUCUUCUGGGAGAAUCAAAGGCGAGGUCUACCAGGAUGUGACUCCGUCCAUCAGACGGUGGAGAGCUCACGGACUAAAAGUCUUCAUCUACUCGUCUGGAAGCGUGGAGGCCCAGAAACUUCUGUUUGGAUACUCCGUCGAAGGAGAUGUUUUAGAUUUAUUAGAUGGUCACUUUGACACCAGCAUAGGAGCUAAAGUGGAAGCUAAAAGCUACGAGAGGAUCGCUGAGAGGAUCGGCUGUCAACCCGAGGAACUCACGUUCCUGACCGACGUCGCUCGAGAGGCUAAAGCCGCUGAAGACGCCGGCGUGAACGUGGUGGUGGUGGUCCGGCCUGGAAACAUGGAGCUGACGGAUGACGAGCGGGCCCACUAUAACCUCGUCACGUCCUUCAGCCAGCUGGAGGUGACGGGACGCGUUUAACACCGAGCGUUGAAGAAGACGAGGACGACUCUUCUGACUUCAUCUCACAAACGACCUGUUCCUUCUCCUCUUUUUGCCCCUCCCCCCCUCCCCUCCUCCCUUAUUGCCAGUCUUCAUGUUUUUGCUUGUGACAGUUGAAGAAGUGUAGCUGGGGCUAACGGUUAGCCACCAGACGGGCCCGUCGGGGCGUCGUCAGCCUCACUGGACCAUUCGACCGACUGGGAGAGAACAGAUACAUAAAGCUGUAGAUGAAACAAACAAAGCCUGAAGUAAACUGCACACCUGUGAAGUUACUUUACCUUUUUACCUUUUAGAUGAACCGUCUUUGGUUGCUCUCCGAUGUUAAAACGUUCCACCUGUAUGUGUUGUAUUUGUUGUAAACCAUCCAUGUGCUGUUUUCUCCCUCCACACACACACACACACACACACACACACACACACACACACACACGUAUUGCAGAUGUGAGAAGUUUUAUCCAGUGAGUCGACUGUUUAUCUGUUGUAAUGUUUUAGAAAGUAGCACUAGAUGCACUCGGCUGUGGUGCCGCUGACAGGAAGUUCUCAUUUCAUACUUUGUCUUAACUAGCUCCUCCUCAGCAGGUUCAGGUGUCUAUUUAAAUGUGCCAUCCUCGUAAUGUUGGUGUUGGAAAGUUAACCGAACAAAUUGCCAAAUUGAUGAUUUGUGUGUGUGUGAAACAUAAUUGGUGUUAUUCAGGACAUGAUAUAAAAACUUCCAAUAAAUGCCUUGUCUCACACAGAAGCCUGUUUUCUCCUUCAGUCUAAAUGUUCAUGUUCGACUAAAACCUUUAAAGGGUCCAAAUCCUAAAAACUUUUCUCAAUCAUCCCGAGUGGUACUGAGCCAGACUAUUUGCUUUCGUACCACGAGUUGGAUGAGAAGUUUGUCUGUACAGUAAAUAUAUGUUA